This is a messenger RNA of Amphimedon queenslandica, 1097 nucleotides long. RefSeq lists its product as uncharacterized. Lineage: Eukaryota; Metazoa; Porifera; Demospongiae; Haplosclerida; Niphatidae. Bases 149 to 901 code for a protein of 250 amino acids. The transcript has 7 exons. The record is from RefSeq and is a predicted model, not a curated record.
UGCAGAAAAAUAGGCGAGCUCUCCCUUUACUUUGCCGCCCUAUUCCUCCAGUCUACACUCCAGUAACUCACAAAGACUGUUAGACUUCCUUCAGUUGCAGUUUUGCUUCAAAUAAUUCGAAAUCACAAGAGGAUAAGGGGGCGUUACCAUGAAGGAUCUCCUCUUUGUAUUUGCAGCAUUGGCUCUAGUUGCUUGCACAUCAGCUCAAAAUUCCACCAAUGACACUGAUGACAUAAUUGCAAGUGGCUCAGGAAGGAUGCAAACCUGUGAUGAUAUAGUUUGCACUGGUGGUGGCCAGUGCAGAAUCAGCAACACAACUAACAUGCCUUAUUGCUGGUGCUCUCCAGGCAGCAGACUGGUCAAUGGUUAUCACUGUGAAGCUUGUCCUAUUGGUUAUUGGGGUAUGGGGUGCAGUCAGACUUGUGCAGAUAAUUGUGGUGCUGGUCGCGUGAGUUCAUGCAAUGCUGUAAAUGGAACUUGCGUCUGUAACAAGUGCUGGACAGGAGCUACGUGCGAUUCAAGUACUAAUGGAACUAAUGGAUUCCAGUGUUUCCUUGAUUAUACUGCAGCUAUUGAUAAAGGCACAAGUUUAAAUUCUUAUGGUGGUGAAGUACCUCAACCAGCUCAGACAAAACUAAGACAGCUUGCAGCAAGUCUUUUGAAAUCAUCCACAGAUGCAGUAGUACAAGAAGACAGUGCAAAACUGACAAUAAUUGACAGAAGUGAUGUAGGGGCAAGACAGCUAGCAAGAUUUUCUUUCACUGUUCUGAAUCAAGGGAGCUCAGAUUAUGAUAAUGCAAUAAAUGCAAUCAAAACAGACGUUAAAGAUGGCGACUAUCGUGCUACACUGAUUAUAGACGAGAGUGAUGGGAGCACAGCUAAAGUGACAGUAAAUGUCUAGUUUUCUUUUUCUUAUCUCCCUCUGUGUCUUUGUCAUGUGAUUGUCAUGCACGGGUCUCUUGUGAUACUAUUGACAUUAUCACUUAAUUUAUAAUAAUUAUCUUAGCAGCUUGAUUCUCUUUCUAUUCCUCUUCCGUGAUAAUAAAUUUCUAAUUUUUCGUUAUUAUUUUGAAACAAUAAAAUCCUUUUGUUCUACA